Notolabrus celidotus (New Zealand spotty) is the source of this 1972-nucleotide messenger RNA. It is a transcript of the gene timm10b, whose product is annotated as translocase of inner mitochondrial membrane 10 homolog B (yeast). The coding region runs from base 299 to 1201 and encodes 300 amino acids. Gene Ontology annotation, cellular component: mitochondrial intermembrane space chaperone complex. The transcript has 3 exons. Lineage: Eukaryota; Metazoa; Chordata; Actinopteri; Labriformes; Labridae. The record is from RefSeq and is a predicted model, not a curated record.
AACCGGAAACAGCUGAGUGAACCAUCUUCCAGUCCUCGAGGGCGUAGACGAUCUCUGUCACAAACAUGGCGGCGCGCAUGUGAAUGUCAUGCCAUCCUGAUCCAUCACCUGAAUCAGCUCAGAUUUAGGUCAGAUUAGUCAUUCGUUGAAGCUGGCAUGUAACGUAACCUUUGCAGAAUCUACCUUCCAUCCAUCCCAGACAGCUAAGGAUCAGAAAGUCUUACUUUAAUCAUUAAUUGACCACCUUCCCAUGUUAGCAUUGUAGCUUCAAGCAGUCAGCAGCUUCUUGGUAUUAACGAUGGAUCCCGACCUACAACUGAGAAAUCUGAAGGAUUUCCUUCUGGUUUACAACCGCAUGACUGAAAUCUGCUUCCAGCGAUGCACCAGCAACUUCAACUACAGAAACCUCACCAUGGACGAGGAGCGCUGUGUGGACAGCUGUGCAGGGAAGCUGAUUCGCUCCAACCACCGCCUGAUGAGCACCUACGUGCAGCUGAUGCCUCGGAUGGUGCAGAAGCGGAUGGAGGAGAUGGAGAGCAAGGCUGCAGAAAAUGCCAAGGCAGCAGAGGCGGCUGCUCUAGCAUCUGUGGCAGCUCCUGCCACAGAAGCCUUGCCAGAACCUCAAACCCCCAUCAUCUCAUCUCCAGCCCUUGAAAUACCUUCCCUGACUGAUGUCACACCAGCAGCCUUUGGCUCCGUCUUAACUCCAGCAGGAUCAGAUUUUCCAGUUGGCCUUGAUGCUAUCGUGCCUGCAUCCACAGCAGCAACAGAAGUCAAGUUAUCAGCUGCUGCGGCAAUCACACCUGUGACUGAAGCAGUAAAUCUGCCAGUGUUUAAUGAGGCUGGCAAUGGACUGUCUAGCACAGCAGGUGUCCCUCUCCCCCCUAUGGCUGAUUUUCAAAUCGAUUCUGGGAGCUCAGCAUCUGUGUUUGUUCCAUCUAAACCAACACCUGUACAUGUAGAGGUGCCUGUUUCCACAGUAGCUGCACCUACACCUGUACAUGUAGAGGUGCCUGUGUCAAUAGUAGCUGCACCUACACCUGCACCUGUGUCAAUAGUAGCUGCACCUACACCUGCGCCUCUACCUGUACAGGUGCCUGUGUCAACAGUCGCUGCACCUUCAGUGUCUUUAUCCAUGGAGAGCAAACCUCAGUCAGGCCAAGAGAGACCUCCAGAGGUUCCACCACCAUCAGGACAAUAAAGAUGCUCUCUAUGCGGUCUGUCUCAGGUCGUCACACUGUGAGUGAUCGGUCUCUGACUUCCAGCAUGAAAGACCAACAUCUGCUGUGUAACUCAUUGUUAGGAGUUUCACUGUAUUCCUGAAAGAACAUGUGCUAAAUAUAUUGACAAGAAAUAUAGAUUAACAUAAAUGUUUGCAUAUUAUAUCAUAUCAUAGAAAUUGUAUCUGGUUACAGUCUCAAUUAUGAACACAUGCAGCUUCUCUUUGUUUUAUAUUUUCAUUUAAAAGUUUUUUCAGUUGUUUACUAUUGUUUCUGGAAAAUUACAACUUGAAGGUCUCACAUUAGAAUCAUGAACUUGUGAUGGACAAAAUCAAUAUUUACACUUUUUAAUUUCACAACAUCCUUACAUUAGUUGAUGAUCAAAGUAUCUGUGAGUUGCAUCUCUAUUCCAGGGCCAUGUGAUCCUCCCAACAACAGCAUUUAUUUAUAAAUGAUUCCAACAAAUGAAAAAGUUCAGCAAGUAAAAAAAAUGAUAUGCAAUUAUGAAACUCUUGGUGUAAAUGCUUUAAUGAAGAAAGCAAGAAACAGGUGUGUGUGUGUAUGAGAUUCUAUGUGUGUGAAACAAAAACAUAAUUUAGUGAAGGAGUGAUCUUACAGGUCAAAGUUUCAUGUGGACCAUAACUUCAAUCUGCACUCCCAGGAGCGAGUCACAGUAAUGAUCAUGUUCUGUGAGGUUACAAAGUAAAUGAAACAAGAUGAUCAUGUGUAAUAAAAACUCAAAGGAUUCACAA